Messenger RNA from Alternaria burnsii, 6051 nucleotides. RefSeq lists its product as uncharacterized. The coding region runs from base 1 to 6051 and encodes 2016 amino acids. Lineage: Eukaryota; Fungi; Ascomycota; Dothideomycetes; Pleosporales; Pleosporaceae. Gene Ontology annotation, biological process: maturation of 5.8S rRNA from tricistronic rRNA transcript (SSU-rRNA, 5.8S rRNA, LSU-rRNA); maturation of LSU-rRNA from tricistronic rRNA transcript (SSU-rRNA, 5.8S rRNA, LSU-rRNA). The record is from RefSeq and is a predicted model, not a curated record. Gene Ontology annotation, cellular component: nucleolus. The transcript is spliced from 4 exons.
AUGGGGAAAAGAACGGCUUUCGAGGCCAAUACCAAGAGCGCGCAUUCUGAUCGCGACUCCAAGCGCCAAAGAGUCGACCACACGGCAGAGCGCAACUCACCACGACCGAAUGGCAGCGCUGAAGAAGUCACGUCGGCGCGCGACUUACAAAAUGCCCUGUUCUUCGACCAAAGCUCUUCGGGCGACUUUCGAAGUGGCCUGAGUUUAUUCAAGCGUUUCCUCGACUCCAUCCUCUACCCGACCGAUGAGCACGACCUGCCCCGCAAGCGAGCCAUACUUCGCGAGUACCUGGACACACAAAAAGGAAGAGGACGGGAUGAACAGGACAAGUCCUUUCUGCAGAACCUCACCCAGGGGUGGGAUCAUGCUGUGGAAACCAACUACAGUGCGAUUGUCUCGCAGGUAACAGCUGUGCUUGCGCUCCUGUUCAAGGUCUUUGCCAGCCACGGUGAUUUCCUCGAGUACGGCACACUUCUUGCCAAGACACUCCUGCAGCCAUCCAUCGCUCGCCGUUUUGUCCGUAGUACAUCGGCAGCACCCAAAGAGGACAAUGUCAUUGCGCCGGCAUUGCGAUUGCUUACUGAGCUUGUACGCUUCAACGAGGGUGCGCAUGCAAGAGCCGUCUACGCGAAGAGGGACUUUACACUUGAGCCCAAAAUACUUGGAAGGAACAUCAAUCUUGGAAGAGAGCAGUCGGCGGCGGACCAUGUCAAGAAACCAAGCAUUCGCACGACAGCCAUCAGGUAUCUGCUAACGCACCUGAGGUAUCAGGACGAGCGGGCAAAGAGCGAGAUCUUAUCAAACACCAACGUUGUCCGUGCUGUCUUCGAUCAUAUCCGCGCAGACCCGCCUUUCCUCAUCUACGAGAUACUCGAUGUGUUCAAAAGCCAUGUUUUCCAGGACAAGGCUAUCGCGAGACACACAAAGAGCAGGAUCUUGAACGGAAAGGCACUCUCUCGCAUAGCUAGUCUGUACAGUUACGAGGUGGAGGAAGGCUCCCUCUCGGAAGGACAAAAGGCACCUGAUCAGCUUGCGCAUGACUUCCUUCGCCUGGUCUGUACAGAUCCUGCCUAUGGUGUUAUGCUGCCUACACAAGGCUUCUAUCCGUCAACCUUCGAUGACGACGAGGGCGAACAAGACGAUGCCGCUGAUUACGGCAAUGAUCUGGGCCUCGAGUCAGUUGACAACUAUAGCAAGACUCCCAAAGUGCGGAACGUCAUUCUCUCUGAGUUUAUACAAAGUCAAAGACCAUACGCAAAUACCCUUCACCAAGAGCUUGUUGUUGACAUCUUCCGAGCCUGUCCCGAGCUGGUUGCAGAUUACUUCAUCAAGCGACGCGACUUUAGCUACGAUCCCAAGCUCACCUCGACAUGGAUAGGAUACUCUGCUUUCCUUUAUCAAGCUAUCCAGCUCCCCGUGCCCAAGUACUUCGGUGCGAAGAGAAGCUUCCGCGACCACCCACCUCCAGUACCCGUGCUGAUGAACAGCAUCUUGCCACAACCACUGAACCAGCAAGUUCUUACCAAAUGUCUCAACCACAAUUCCGAUCUUAUCCAGUUGUUCGCUAUCCGCGUCCUGAUAGUAGCGCUUCAGAAGCUGCAAGCCGUUCUUGGAGAGCUCAACGAUGCCGGUGCUACCAGAUCUUCCAAGCAAUGGAACCAAGCAGCUAAGCGUCUGAUCUCAGAAGUCAGUCGGCGUUGCCCACCCAUUCGCACUGUGUUCUUGGUGCUUAAGAAGCCGGGUCUGAAAGACAUGAAGCGAGAGUCAAUUACCAGAUUACUGCGGCUUUACUACGAAGCCACACCCCAGGUUGCGCUACAAGAGAAAUUCGACGUGUCGGUACCGCUAUGCAAUGCGCUAGUGGAGGCCGACAAGCCUACAGCAUCACCUGAAGAUAAAGUCUUCCGUAUUAUGGAGCUUGAACACUGGAUACAGAUAGCAAAGCUUUCGCCUGCUAUGCGAUGGUGGCAAAAGCAGAAAUCACUCCAGUACUCACCGUUUGUGACGCUUCUUAAGCUGCUGGUAACGGCGAAAGAGAGUGAACUGUAUACAGGUAUCAGAUCCUUGUUAAGUGACAUCUUGCACGACCAGGAAAUGCUGCAGACGAAAACUUCACCCGAUGCGCUUGAUGCUCUUAUCGCAAGCUUGGGGUCUACCUCUGGGUCGGCCACACCAUCCUGCGACGUCCUGGGGUUUCUAGAUGACUGCUGUGCGCGGUUCACCAAAGUACCUAUCAAAUACUUCGAUGACCUGGAUGCCAUGCGUAAACGUACUGGGCAACCUGCAAGCAGCCUUGGCCCCUUCAGCACAUUGUUGAUGACUUUGGUGGAACAGUGGCCAUUCAAGGGUGGGGAAACGUCAGUAGGUACUACGGCGGAUACCAUCGCGCAAUGGUUGUCGAGACUUCUAUAUCUCCUCAAGUUGAUUGGCGAAGACGAGACGCAACUAGAGCAUGUACGCAAUGCUUUAGUAGAGUCUGCGAGCAUGGCAUACAAAGAAGUCUUGAAGGAUGCGUUUCUGUGGAAAAUGGGCAAGGAAAGAGCCAAGGAGGCCUUGAAGCUGGCAACUGGAGCAGAUUUCAGUGGCUCGGAAAGAUCCUCGACAUCGCCGGUCCCCAGGCCCACGGAAGAGACUGAGCAGCAAGGCAAGUCUAGAUCUGCUAUCGACCUGGAGGCGCCGCCUGUGGAAGACGAAAAGCAUACCGGACUUACACGAUGGAGGAAAAAGGAGCUUGGCGAAGCUCUUGAUGAUGGAGAUAUUGGAGAACUACUAUUGUGCCUCUGCUCUGAGCACACGGAAAUUCGCAUACAAGCCAUCAACAACAUUCGACAACUCACGGUGACAAUACAAUCCAGCAAUCGUCAUGUACCCGGAAAGGACGAGACCGCUGCAGGACAACAAGGAAGCAAUAUGGACUCUGAACUCCAGCAACUCUAUCUCCUCCUCGGCGAGCUUCUGGAAUCGGUGGACUUGACUGGUGCCGAAGCUUUCCCGUACGUUGGUGGCGUGCUGGCCGCUCGUUGUGCGGGUAUUGUGGCGGAUCCCACGCACUCUCUCUUCAGCACAGUGAACAAAUUCCUCACCACCGCCCCAGCCUGGGAUGUUAGCUCUCUACUACGCUUCUUUUGGCAUCGCAUCGUUGCCAGCCAACCUGACGACGACACAACGUAUCACAAGGAAGUGGACUGGUACUUUGACUAUCUCAUGGACAGCCUGCGGACGCCUGCAGAUAUGGAGCUGUUCCGGAGGAGCAACAUAUUUGAGCAGUUGCUGACUCAUUAUGGAUCACGAUCGUGUCCAGCUUCGGCGAAGGACAAGAUUGUGAGGCUGCUGCUGCGAGCAACACAUGUAGGAGGCAGUACAACGCUCAUCACAAGAUGUGGGCUUAUCCCAUGGAUCCAGAUGAUGCUCGAUGGCUACGAUCCGCGACACCGUGCACUGAAGACACUAGCAGGACGUGUCUAUGAAACAAUGCGGGGGCCUACCUAUUCGGAGGCUGACCUGUUGGCUCUGAAGGAGUCUCCACUAGUCAAGAAGCCUGAUGGACUGCCUUCAAUCUCACAAUGGAUGGACGUGCCUGCCGACCAAAGCACCAACAAUGGCCAUGCCAACAAUAAUAACGGCACUAUGCGUCGCACUCGGGGCGCUCGAGACGGAGAAGGGGCCACGCCAAAUGAGCAGCGGCCGCUGAUCAACCCCAUGGGCCAGUUCGGUCGGCGUCAGAGCAUGCGUAAGUCUUCUGAUGUUCAGGGCAUCAAGGCCGCUAUUGACGCGCUUUUUGUAGAACCUGGCGAAGAGACGGUGCUUGGCCCGCCAAAGUUAGCCUUCUUGUCAGCACGCACGCCGGCCAAGGGAACGGGCGAUGCAAAGGAACGCACAGGUUUCACUUCUACAGACGGAGACAAUGUUGGCGACCGCUUCCCAAAGAACGAUCGGUGGACGCGGGACCGCGAAACCGACCGCAACCGAGACAAGGGCUACACCAACGGCCGUCGCGUUCCCCGAGAGGACGGUGAGGGCUGGACCAACGUCAAGGGACGCAAGAGUCUGGGUCAGGAGGACUUUGAGCGUUUUCACCGUAACGGCGACCGCAAUCGCGACAAGCAUGAGGGUGACCCUGAGAUGGACGUAGCCCCGCGCCGUGGCAAUCGCGAGCGCAACGAACCGCGUUGGGGUCGCCGUGAUGACAAGGAUGAGGGUGUCAAGACUGGUGUACAGGGCGGCUGGCGUGAACGCGACCGAGAUCGAGAACGGGACAAUGGCCGUGAGUGGAACAGAGGUGGCAAUCGUGUGGGCGGAGAAGAAGACCCAGAAUGGAUGGACACCAAGGUCGAGAAAAAGGAGUUCAAGCCUCGUACACAAGAGGAUUUCCAGCGCUGGAAGGAGCAGAUGAGGGCCAAGGACACGCCAGCUGGCGAAAAGGACGAAUCUAGAGAGGUACCAGUCGAGACAUCUACGGCCAUUUCCAUCACCGCUCCGCCCAUGCUGACCGCCCCUCUGCACACGCCUUCUGGAGCGGAGCCUACACAGGGCAUUCUCUUCGGCAACUGGGGUAGAGACAAGUCAGCGGAUAUCCCACCAGUAGAGACCAUCUCGGCGAAACCCAAGCCUGACAAGAAAUCGAGGUUCAUGACCAUGUUUGCAAAACCAGAAGAACAAGCAGCAUCUGGCCAAGCUCCAGCUCCAGCACCUGCGUCCCCAGCACCAGCCAUGGAGGCGAACGCUGACAAGGAAGGUUUCCAGCGCAUUCUCCAGAUGCUUGGUCAAGUCAGUACAGGCCCGUCUCCAGGACCUCAACCUCCAACAACGAUGCCCACACCGCCAAAUGGUAUGAGGCACGGUGGAGGUAUCUCAUUAGACUUCCACCAGCAAUCGCCGCCGCCGGACCCGCAACAUGGUAGACCACCACCAAGGACACUCGAACAGCAGAGCAUAUUGGAGAACAUCCUGGCUCCACGCGCUGGCCCACCCGAAUCUCGGCCUCCACAGCAAUCGCGCUUCAGCAGCAUGUCGCCUGAGAAUGCAAUGUCUGAUCAAUUCAGACCUCCACGCCCCGAUUCUAGUCACCCAGAUGAUCACUUUCCCCAUCAGCCUCCGCCGCAACGCAAUGGUCCCCAAGACGCAAACCUUGCGGCUCUGUUGAACAGUCGUGCACGUGAGGAAUCACAGCGUGACCAGGCGACAAAGCAGCGCGAGCGUGACUUCCUGCUGAAUCUGAUGCAACAACCUUCUCGUGGUACACCACCUCAAGUGCAGGGUCAUAAUUUACCUCGCCCGACCCAGGAAGGUCAUAACAUGCCCUUCUUCGAUCAGCAAAGACAGCAGCCUCAGAUUCCGGCUCAGCACCAACCAAAAGGCAGAGGUGGUCUGCCUCCCGGCUUCAUGGAAGACCCUCGCAUGUUUUCAGAGAAUGACAUGAUGCGUCGUGAUGCAGCCGACCGCCAACUGGAGCUUCAACAUAUGCAACGAUUACAACAACAGCAACAGGAGGCCAUGCGAGGAAAGAAUCAACGCAUGCCAAUGGGAUACCCCACCCCCGAGGAUCCACUUAUGGGCCUUCAGCGCCGUAACACCGGAGGCGACCCUCGCAUGCCGACCAAUAUGGGUAUUCCUUCGCAGCCUGUACCGGACAUGCCGUACAUGGGCGGACGCGGUCAACCAGGAAUGCCGCCAACACCCCAGGAACGACCAAACAUCGCUCCUCCACCCGGUUUUGGUGGUCCAAUGCGUCAGCCACCUGGCCUUAAUGGUCCCAAUGGUCAACAAAUGGGCCCUGGACCGAGUUUCUCAGCAGGCAACACACCACUUGGCCAUCUCCCUGGCUUCCCGCCUGCCGGCAAUAUCCGCGGAUUGGGCUUUCCAGGCGGACCCGGAGGACCUGGUGGUAAUGGCAUGCAGGGUCCGCCAGGCUACUUCCCACCUCCUGGGUAUGGUGUACCUCCAAUGCCUGGCAUGCGAGGAGGUGAAGACCCACGUAUGAUGUUCGAUGGCCAAUUCAGUGGGCCUCCCCGCCAGCAGCCCGGUCGUCCUGGACCACCCAACAUGUACUAG